Molecule: messenger RNA, 1092 nt
Organism: Linnemannia hyalina
Lineage: Eukaryota; Fungi; Mortierellomycota; Mortierellomycetes; Mortierellales; Mortierellaceae
Source: the annotation of a GenBank genome assembly
AUGGCAAAACCAAAAGUACCAGAGAAACCACCAAAACCAGACGAGAUGGAAUCAGAUUCGGACGAUGAGAGCGACGACGAGGAUUACGCUCCCGAUGAGAAGGACUUUCAGAGUGACGGAGAGGACUUGGGCGACGGCAGUGACGAUGACGAAAAUCAUACAAACGACGCAGACACGCCAACAUCUACAUCACGAUCCGGUAAACGGCGUGCCGGCGCCGACGCCUCCUCCUCUUCACACAAAAAACCCAAACCUCAACAGGACCCAACACCCCAGGAACAAGCCGAAGCCACCAACAAAAAGUCUCAUCUUGACGCCCUCUGGGCAGAGAUGAACGCUCCUGCCUCAAAACCACCACUUUCUACACGGCGACUUGAACUUUCAGGCCUUGGAACAUCAUCAUCAGAUAAGGCAGCAGGAGCGGGAGGAACGGGGGGGUCGGGAAGGUUGGUGACGAUUACGACGACAUAUGAUUUUGCGGGCGAGACGGUUACGGUGACCAAGGAUGUUCCCGAGGACUCGAAGGAGGCAAAGGAGUAUGCGGCCAAGAACGGCAAAGCCCCUGUUGGCGCUAAUUCGUCUGGUUCUGGAUCUGGAUCUGGUACAACGACGAGCGCACCAACGACAACAGCAACAACAACGGACUCAAUAAUAUCAACAGCACAAAACCUCGACACCACAAGCAUUACAUCAUCGUCAUCAUCAUCAGCAACAUCUAGCAUAGAACCCUCAGAAGCCUCAGAUGCAUCAUCAAUACCAAGAUCAAAUCCAGCACCAGGAGGCCCCAAAAUCACAACCCGCCCCUCAAUCCUCGACUCGCUCGCGACAAAGACAAAAGCCCCCGUUCGCUACAUCCGCAAGAAAUCCAACCUCGACGAACUUGCGGCCACCUACGGUGUCAAGAAACCACCCAAACUCAACACGCUCGAGAAAUCAAAACUCGACUGGAAGAACUUUGUGGGCAAAGAAGGCAUUGAGGAUGAAUUGAAGCAUCAUAACAAGGAUGGUUACAUGGAAAAGGUGGCCUUCUUGCAGCGCACAGAUGAGCGGAGGGACCAGGAGUACCAGGAGCUCAAGAAGAAUCGGCGGUAG